This is a messenger RNA of Loxodonta africana (African savanna elephant), 1631 nucleotides long. RefSeq names its product coronin 1A (gene CORO1A). The record is from RefSeq and is a predicted model, not a curated record. Gene Ontology annotation, biological process: cell migration; actin filament organization. Gene Ontology annotation, molecular function: actin filament binding. The transcript is spliced from 11 exons. Bases 137 to 1522 code for a protein of 461 amino acids. NCBI's taxonomy places the organism in Eukaryota, Metazoa, Chordata, Mammalia, Proboscidea, Elephantidae.
GGCGGGCGGUCGGCGGUUCUCAUUCAUUGUCUUGACAAGAGCAUCCUCAGCGAGCCUCGAGCUCCUCCAGCUCCUUCCUCCUCCUCCUCUUCUUCCUCCUCCAUCUGGGGGGUCACUCUCAUCUCUUCGCAGCAGGAUGAGCCGGCAGGUGGUCCGCUCCAGCAAGUUCCGCCAUGUGUUCGGACAGCCAGCCAAGGCCGACCAGUGCUAUGAGGAUGUGCGGGUCUCACAGACCACCUGGGACAGUGGCUUCUGCGCCGUCAACCCCAAGUUUGUGGCCUUGAUCUGUGAAGCCAGUGGGGGAGGGGCCUUCCUGGUGCUGCCCCUGGGCAAGACUGGACGUGUGGACAAGAAUGUGCCCUUGGUCUGUGGCCACACAGCCCCUGUGCUGGACAUUGCCUGGUGCCCACACAACGACAAUGUCAUUGCCAGUGGCUCCGAGGACUGCACGGUCAUGGUGUGGGAGAUCCCUGAUGGGGGCCUGAUGCUGCCCCUACGGGAGCCCGUUGUUACCCUGGAGGGCCACACCAAGCGUGUGGGCAUCGUGACCUGGCACCCCACAGCCCAGAAUGUGCUGCUCAGUGCAGGCUGUGACAACGUGAUUCUGGUGUGGGACGUGGGCACUGGGGCGGCUGUGCUGACACUGGGCCCGGACGUGCACCCGGACACAAUCUACAGCGUGGACUGGAGCCGUGAUGGUGCCCUCAUCUGCACCUCCUGCCGCGACAAGCAUGUGCGCAUCAUUGAGCCUCGCAAAGGCACCGUGAUAGCUGAGAAGGAUCGUCCCCAUGAGGGAACCCGGCCGGUGAGGGCUGUGUUUGUAUCAGAUGGAAAGAUCCUGACCACAGGCUUCAGCCGCAUGAGUGAGCGGCAGGUGGCGCUGUGGGACACAAAGCACCUGGAGGAGCCGCUGUCCCUCCAGGAGCUGGACACGAGCAGUGGCGUCCUGCUGCCCUUCUUCGACCCUGACACCAACAUUGUCUACCUCUGUGGCAAGGGCGACAGCUCUAUCCGGUACUUCGAGAUCACUUCUGAGGCCCCAUUCUUGCACUAUCUCUCCAUGUUCAGCUCCAAAGAGUCCCAGCGUGGCAUGGGCUACAUGCCCAAACGUGGCCUGGAAGUGAACAAGUGUGAGAUUGCCAGAUUCUAUAAGCUGCACGAGCGGAGAUGUGAGCCCAUUGCCAUGACUGUGCCUAGAAAGUCGGACCUGUUCCAGGAGGAUCUGUACCCGCCCACUGCAGGGCCUGACCCCGCACUCACGGCUGAGGAGUGGCUCGGGGGUCGGGAUGCUGGGCCCCUCCUCAUUUCCCUCAAGGAUGGCUACGUACCCCCAAAGAGUCGGGAGCUGAGGGUCAACCGGGGCCUGGACACUGGGCGCAGGAAGGCAACGCCAGAGGCCAGUGGCACUCCUAGUUCGGAUGCAGUGUCCCGGCUGGAGGAGGAGAUAAGGAAGCUCCAGGCCACAGUGCAAGAGCUACAGAAACGCUUGGACAGACUGGAGGAAACAGUCCAGGCCAAGUAGAAGACCCAAGGCCUUCAGUGGGCCUUCCUUCCAUUCACAAACCCAUUCUUCAGGCCACAACAGCAGAUAAGAAAAAAAAAUAAUAAUAAAAUGGCUUUAUUUUCUGGUA